GGUGAUAUUCUCAAAAACUCGCUCUCAUAAUGCUAUGCUGAUUGUGCUGGAACGAUUUUCUCAUUUGUUACCGAGGAAACAAAGGACAAAACCGUAGAAAUUAAGCGCCGGAAAAACACAACACUGACAUUAACUGAAGAAACUUCCACCCUUACCUUUCUCCUCCUUCCCUCUUUAUAAACAACCACUCCUUUCCAUGAUUCUAUCCCUGUGAUCAUAACUUGUUUAUUUUUGCCUUCCAGAGCUCUCAUUUUGAUCUGAAAAACAUCAAAAAGCUGCAACCUUUACCACCGAAUGACUACCCUCAAGAGUCCACUUCUCAUCCUUCUCCUUCUACUCACUUUCUUCUCACAAUCUCUAGCUGAAAACUGCCUCUCAGACACCUUCUCUGAUAGCAGGGUCUUCUCCUCAUGCAACUCCCUUUCUCGGCUCAGUGCUGCUAUCCAUUGGAAUUACCAUCCUUCUAAUGGCACCAUUGAUAUUGCUUACCGUGCAUCUCAGUCCUCCACUGGCUGGGUUGCAUGGGCUCUCAAUCCUACUUCUCACGGCAUGAUCGGCGCACAGGCAUUCUUCGCCUUUACUGGCUCAAACGGCUCGAUGGCCAUCUACCUGACCGGGAUAUCCAGCUACGCCCCAGUUGUUCAGGAUGGGAACUUGAACUUCACAGUGUAUAGCAAAGAAGCAGAGUACUCUAAUGGUUAUAUGACUAUCUAUGCUACACUGGAAUUGCCUGGAAAUAGUACAACUGUGAACCAGGUAUGGGAAGCAGGGACUAGCUUCAGUAAUGGAGUUCCAUCCGGACAUGCAUUAACCGGCGACAACAUAUUGUCUUAUGGUAGUAUUGAUUUUCUCUCCGGAGCCACUUCAAGCAGUGGAAGUUCUCGUCAGCACCGAAAAAAUACCCAUGGAGUGCUGAGUGCUGUCAGUUGGGGUAUCCUGAUGCCAAUUGGAGCCAUCACAGCAAGAUAUCUGAAAGUCUUUGCAAAUCCUGCAUGGUUUUAUCUGCAUGUUGCUUGUCAGUGCUCUGCAUACAUUGUUGGAGUUGCUGGAUGGGGAACAGGCCUUAAACUCGGAAGUGAAUCUUCUGGAGUGACUUACCACUCUCACCGAAACAUCGGCAUCAUCCUCUUCUGCCUUGCCACUGUCCAGGUGUUUGCAUUGUUGCUGAGACCAAACAAGGAUCACAAGUACCGUAUUUACUGGAAUGCAUAUCAUUAUUUGGUAGGAUACGCUGUAAUUGUCUUAAGUAUUAUCAACAUAUUCAAAGGCUUUGACAUUCUUGAUCCAGCCAAGGGUUGGAAAAAUGCUUACAUAGCCAUCAUAGCAACACUUGGAGGUAUUGCACUUGUGUUAGAAGCUGUUACAUGGGUUGUAGUUCUAAAGAGAAAGGAUAGAAUCUCUACUGACAAGUCCUCCCUCAAUGGUGCUAAUGCUAUUCACAGCAAUGGCAACAUGCAGUCUCAGAAUCAUCAGGGUGUUUGAGUUGUUCUUUUUAUACUAGCUUGUAUUCCUUUGUAUCAUUCUUUCAUAUAGUUAGUUUAUUAUACUGUGUGCUGAUGAUGAUGUAUUUUUCAUGUUGAAUUUUUUAUAGAAAAUAGUCAUGGAUAUAUAUUAUAGAAAUACUUGUUAUCUCAUUCUCAUUAUUCAUCACAAGCAUUAACAAGAAGCAAGCUAAUUCAUUGAAAGAAAAAA
This is a messenger RNA of Dioscorea cayenensis subsp. rotundata (Guinea yam), 1692 nucleotides long. Its product is annotated as cytochrome b561 and DOMON domain-containing protein At5g47530-like. Bases 295 to 1482 code for a protein of 395 amino acids. The record is from RefSeq and is a predicted model, not a curated record. Lineage: Eukaryota; Viridiplantae; Streptophyta; Magnoliopsida; Dioscoreales; Dioscoreaceae. The transcript is spliced from 4 exons.